AUGGACUCUUCAGAUGACAUACAAUUACCAGGUAAGCACCCGAGCACAGCUACCUUUGUAGGGUUGUGUCCCCGAUCGUAUGCUGACGAAACGAAUGAAGACAUGAAUGUUCCUGGCAAUCUCGAGUUCUAUAGAAAAAUUAUAGACUUUGAGAACGACAUCGGCAAUAGGAACUUGGACUAUGAAUAUCAACAAGCUUAUGGAAGAGUCUUGCGUAAUUGUACAACCGAUUGGAAUAUUGAGGCUAUGAUCGAAAACUCUCCUGCGGAACUUACCCAUUACAAUGAAUCGACCGACUUUGGAAGACUUGUCAACGAACCAUCCCACUACAAGACCGAUUAA
This is a messenger RNA of Botrytis fragariae, 342 nucleotides long. Its product is annotated as putative dna binding regulatory protein. The record is from RefSeq and is a predicted model, not a curated record. The transcript is spliced from 2 exons. Bases 1 to 342 code for a protein of 113 amino acids. Lineage: Eukaryota; Fungi; Ascomycota; Leotiomycetes; Helotiales; Sclerotiniaceae.